AUGAGGAGAGCCAUAGAUAGGAGACUUAGUAUGAUGAGCAACCAAGAAGCCACAUUGAAGGGCUGGAUGAAAGACAACAGCUCAUUUGGUGGCACAGGAACCAAUGCUGCAAAUGUAGUUUCUGCCAUGAGCUGGUUCAAGCAGAGACCAGUGACGCAUCUGUUUGGGAACCAGUUGCCAAGUACCAUAUCUGCUCUUCCUGCCAUGAUCUGCAAAAGGUGCGGCAGCAUGGAUAUGUGCAGGGAUAACAUUUGUCACUGUCAAGAUGUGAGUAGUCCAACUGUGAAUCCUACUCCGGAAUCCAUCAGACCUGCCUUAUUGAUGAAUGCUUGUGACUUUAAUGACUCUGUAUUUAAAAACUGGGAUCUGGGAAACCAGAGUGAUCCACACUUGUUGCAGCUGAUUAAAAGCACUGUGCUUUUGAAGUAUGAAGAUCCUGAGCAAAGCAAAAAUUCUGAUGUUGUGGGAAUGUUUGAUCUUUUGGAUAAUUACUUUGAUCCCUCUGAUGGGUCAUUUAUGAAGAGGUACAUCAUUCCAAGAUUUUUUGCUCAAUAUACAAAGCCUGGAGUGUUUGUAGAAGCAGGAUCAUCUAAUGGGAAACACCUUUCAACCAGCUUUUACCUGGAGAAAAGGCUGGGCUGGACUGGUGUGUUGGUGGAACCCAGUCCAGAAUGGGACCCACUGAGUUCUGCCAGGCGCCUCAAAAGAGGAAACUCAUUGAAUGCUGGGAUUUGCCUGGCCCCACAGCCCACACCUUGCAGGGCAACUCUGUCAGUAGACACAGAUUCAUUAGGUGGUGGUAGAGGGACCAUUUUACCAUAUCACAUAGAUGAGGAGGCUCUAGGGAGAUACCAAACACAAGUGGACUGUUUUCCUCUGUUUGCUGUUUUGGCUGCUGCAGGAAUGACACAAGUGGACUUUUUAUCCUUGGAUCUGGAAGGUGUGGAGGCUUGGGUCCACAAGAUAUUUAAAUGCAUCACAAGUAUAAACACAAAACAGCAGCUUUUCUUCCAACACCUGCUGAGCAUGCUGAUGACUGAAAAGAAGAAGUCAGCUGAGGACAUAUUUCGCCAAAUGGCAUGGAGAAAAAAAAUUCGCCCCAAAGUGGAUCAGUGUGGACAUUGGAAAGGUUGA
Molecule: messenger RNA, 1134 nt
Organism: Notodromas monacha
Lineage: Eukaryota; Metazoa; Arthropoda; Ostracoda; Podocopida; Cyprididae
Source: the annotation of a GenBank genome assembly